AUGGCGAGUUUGAACGCGAAGCGAGUGCACUUUCGAUCGGAGGGCGAGCGGGCGGCGCUCGGGGCGGCGCCGGACGGCGCGAAAGACGCGAGCGAUGGUUUCGAGAUGACGAUGACGGAGUUUGAGCAUUACAUGCGAUUGCACGGGAAGAGUAAGCAGACGUACUGCAGUCGAAGGGAGGGGGGGGCGGCGCAAGACGUGCGCGCGUGCGAGGCGACGUUGAGUCGCGCCGAGGCGAGUUUCCGACGUAAUCAGAGGAUCGUGGCGCAACAUAACGCCGAUCCGUCGAAUACGUUCAAGUUGCGGCUUAACAAAUUCGCGGAUGUGGACUCGGAAGAUUUUCAGGCAUCGCAGCUCAGGUAUAGCGCGCGUCCGAUGUCCAAGUUGCGCUCGCACCAUCAAAACGCCAAGCGCUUUGCGCGUCACUUCGCGAGCGGAAUGUUGGGGCAAUCGGACGUCGAUCGAACGGAGUUUCCAAAGCGUUUCAAUUGGAAAGACGUUCCCAACGUCAUGGGCCGCGUGCAUAAUCAAAAGCAAGACUGCGCCUCUUGCUGGGCGUACGUGACGACCGAUAUUCUCGAGUCGCUCAUGGUGAUUAGAAAGGUCACGCCCGUGCACGAGGAACUGGCAGUGGACGAACUCAUCAACUGCGACACGUAUGACAGUGGAUGUGCCACGGGGAACAUGUUUACCGCUUUCGAGUGGAUCGAGACAAAAGGCGGCAUCGCGACGAAUAAGAAUUUCAAUGGCCUUCUCGACGGCAUCAGCAAGAAGCCUGAGUCGUGGUUUUCGAAAGUUCAGGCGCACGCGGGACCCAUCGGCUAUGCGAACGAUGACUUAGCGCCCGAGUUUUCAACGAGGCCCGAACCUCACUUUGAAUCGGCGCUGAAGGUUGAACCGGGCGUGACGCUGGAGAAGGUGCAAGAACAAAUGUGCAUGGCCAGCGAGAAACCCGACUGGCCGCGGGUAGCGCAAGUGCACGGCUACUGCGAGCUUUCUCUGAGUGGAGGCGAGAAAGAGCUCAUGCAUGCGUUGUCUAAAUCACCGGUUGCGAUCGGGGUCAACGCCAACAAGAAGUUUCAGUUGUACGACAGAGGUAUUUUGCGCUUGAAGGAUUGUCCUCCAGCGCCGCAUACGUCAGAGACCAUGUACACGGCCAUCAACCACGCCGCUUUACUCACGGGCUGGGGCGAAGAAAAGAUGCCUAACGGUGAAGUUGUCAAGUACUGGGAGGUGAAGAAUAGUUUUGGCUCGGACUGGGGUGAAGGUGGUUACUUUCGCGUCGAACGCGGACCCGUGACGGCGGAAGGGCUUGGAACUUGCGGUAUGUAUUUCGAGAGCGUUUACCCGAUCGUCGACGAGAAAGAGGCGCGCGCGCAAGAGUGCGUUCCGGGUGCGACGUUUCGCAGGGAUUACUAUCGCGCUCUUAUGGGCGGGGCGGCGCAGCAAGGACGUUCGUUCAUGCAGUUUUUCGAUUCGAACGACGACGCCAUGGCGGUCCGCCUUGCCCUUCUUGUCGCCGCGGGAUUUGUGAUGACUGUGACGCUCGUGACUCGCGUUACGAGGAUGGUGAAGCGUACGUGCGCACCACAAGAAGGGCGUGCACCGCUGCUCGAUUCGAAUGGCGCUCGCCGCGGGUCCGACUUGGUAUAG
This is a messenger RNA of Ostreococcus lucimarinus CCE9901, 1653 nucleotides long. RefSeq lists its product with no specific name. Lineage: Eukaryota; Viridiplantae; Chlorophyta; Mamiellophyceae; Mamiellales; Bathycoccaceae. Bases 1 to 1653 code for a protein of 550 amino acids. The record is from RefSeq and is a predicted model, not a curated record. Gene Ontology annotation, molecular function: cysteine-type endopeptidase activity. Gene Ontology annotation, cellular component: lysosome. The transcript has a single exon.